CAGAGAGGACCAGGACUGACUGAGAACUACAGGUCCAGCUUCAGACCUGCAGGAUUCAGUCGACCAGGAUCAGACAGAGCACCAGCAGACGAACCUGAGGACCGGAGCCGCAGCCUGCUCUGUGAACUCUGCCGACAGAGGAGUUGUAACUCGGCCGUUUGCUGCUCAGAUCUUUGUGUGUCUGUUGUCUGUCCUCACUUCCUCAAACAUCAGUGAGACUCAGACUCUGCUGAGUCUGUGAGGAUCUGAUCUGAAGGAUCCUGAACUGUUUCUGUAUCAGGACCAGCUGAAAGUGCUCCUACACGCCUGCAGAGACAGACUCUGUGUCCUCUGUCAGUGUCAGGCAGAGUCCAUCAUGUCUUCUCUGUUCGUGGUGUUCUUCCUCGUGGCCGUCAACCGUCUCGUCAACGCUUCUCCGGCGGUCUCUCCGGCUCCUGAAGUUGCCGUGGCGUCUCAGCUCCAGCUGGGGGCGUCGUCCUCCGACUGUCCAUCCUGCUCUCUGUCUCAGGUGAGGAGGAACUCGUCUUUGUCGGGAGGACAGAGCGACAUGGUGGAGGCGGUGAAGCGUCACAUUCUCAACAUGCUGCACCUGAGCGCCCGGCCCAACCUGACACAGCCGGUCCCCCGAGCCGCGCUGCUCAACGCUAUCAAGAAGCUGCACGUCGGCCACGUGGCCGAAGACGGCAGCGUGGAGAUCCAGGAGGAGGGCUGGGGCCCCGGGGCCCACACACCACCUGAACCACCCUCUGAAAUCAUCACCUUUGCAGAACCAGGUGACUCUCCAAACGUAGUGACCUUUGACAUUUCAAAGGAGGGCGGUGGCUCCUCAGUGGUGGAGCAGGCGAAUGUCUGGAUCUUUCUGAAGAUGUCGAAGGGAAACCGAGCGAAGGGCAAAGUGACACUGCGGCUGCUGCAGCUUCAUCAUGACGCUGAUGAGGAGGAGUGUGUUUCAGAGAAGAUGGUGGACACUCGUCGCAGUGGCUGGCAUACCCUCGCCGUCCCUCGCACCGUUCAGACUUUGCUGGACGGCGGCGGCAGCGUGCUCAGCCUGCGGGUUUCCUGUCUGCUGUGUGCGGAGACCGGAGCCCUGCCCGUCCUGGAGCCUGCCAACGGCGAGCGGGGCGCAAGCCGAGAUCAGUCUCACCGGCCGUUCCUGAUGGUGGCACUGCAAGCUCGAGAGGAGGCGACGCAGCGAAGAGUCAAACGAGGUCUGGAGUGCGAUGGGAAAAUACGCGUCUGCUGCAAACGGCAGUUUUACGUGAACUUUAAAGACAUCGGCUGGAACGACUGGAUUAUCGCUCCGUCGGGUUACCACGCCAACUACUGUGAGGGCGACUGUCCAAACCACAUGGCGAGCCUCAGCGGCUCGUCCCUCUCCUUCCAUUCAACUGUCAUCAAUCAUUAUCGUAUGAGGGGCUACAGCCCGUUUCAGAACAUCAAGUCGUGCUGCGUGCCAACGAGGCUGCGCGCCAUGUCGAUGCUUUACUACAACGAAGAACAGAAGAUCAUCAAGAAAGAUAUUCAGAACAUGAUAGUGGAGGAGUGCAGCUGCUCGUAAACACUGACAAAGACUUGAAACUGUUUGAAAAACAUCAGACCAGAACUUUCCCAGAUCAAGUAUUUAUGUUUAGUGUCAAAGCGACAAAGCUUCGUGUUUCUUACUGGGAGAGACUCUUUUCCACAUUGGAACAAUCUGAGAAUACUAUGCAACAGAUCCUUCACAUGUCGACAUACACACACGUUACUGUUCUCUGUUGUGUGUCUGUUGUUUUCUACUGUUAUCGAAAACACCUGAGAAUCAUUUUGAUGUUUUACUGAAGGUUCAACUUGUGU
Messenger RNA from Toxotes jaculatrix (banded archerfish), 1833 nucleotides. RefSeq names its product inhibin subunit beta Ab (gene inhbab). Gene Ontology annotation, molecular function: growth factor activity; cytokine activity. The record is from RefSeq and is a predicted model, not a curated record. Gene Ontology annotation, biological process: BMP signaling pathway; SMAD protein signal transduction. Gene Ontology annotation, cellular component: extracellular region. The transcript is spliced from 2 exons. Bases 356 to 1558 code for a protein of 400 amino acids. Lineage: Eukaryota; Metazoa; Chordata; Actinopteri; Toxotidae.